UUACCAUAUUCCCAUUACACCUUUUCCUUUCGUUAUAUAUGGAUAUAUUGCACCCAAGAAAAUUCCCAAUUCAUAAUUGGAAAAAAUAUUUUCGAUGCAGAAUUGUUACCAUCAAAUCCUACUCAACUAGCAACGACUUCAAAGGCAGUAAUAAAAUUAGACAGACAUCCUAACGAUACCAAUGGGAAAAUAUCAAAAUACUCAGCAUCUUUGAUCAACAUAAAAUUGAGAUCACGAAAUAAAUCUGCAGUACUUAAACCAAGAGUGCCCUCAAGUAUUCCAUCAUCUAUUACCAAACGAUCCACACCUCAUAAUAAUACCAUAAAAUCAAACGUUAACAAACUGACUAGAUCAGAUUCAUGUUUGCUGAGAGGUUUUAGACAAAAUAUCAGUAGACACGUCGUAGCACUUCCAUUACUCAACAAAAAAUUGUUCAAAAUACAGAAGCCUGUUUUGGAUGUUCAUAAAAAUUUUGAACAGACAAAGAAAAAACUUGAAGGAAUAAUUGCUUCCCAAAAAAAUAUCCCGAAGAUCUCGAUGGAUAUAUGCACGGACCAACAAUCUAAGAAAAACGUCAUUGUAGAACUUUUGGAUAGUAUCAUAAAGGAAGUGAAAAUUUCCUAUCCAUUAGAACAAAUGAAUAUCCUCAAAGGUGAAAAGACCGAACUAUAUGUCAUCAUCAAUAAGCAGCACAUCAAAGUUAAGGAGAUCGUAAGAAAUCGGCAAAUAUUGGUCAAUGAUAAAAAAGAUUCAUGUUUGAAACUUGAAGCACUCGAAGAGAAGCUCAAAGCACAAAAAAAGCUCAAUACAGAAGCUUGCCAGAUCAUUAGAAGUUUACAGAGAGACAUUGAAGAACAACGCUCCAACCACAAAAAAUAUAGUCACAUGCUUCAUGGUAUUAUCAAGGCAUUACUUAAAAGAAUGGAAGAGUUGGAAUUGAAUAUCGAAGUAGACAAAAAGAAUAUCGCUGAUCAUCAAACUCGAAUAAACAUGAGUAGUAAAGUUAUAAAAAAGAUGAAAAUAAAAAUUAGAGACUUAGAAAAUGACAAGAAAAACGCUAAAAGCCUCAAUACUCAUCUUAACAAAAAAUUGGAACAAUCAAAAUACCAGCUGAAGGUUCAAGAAAACAUGCUCCAAAAAUUGUCAGAUAAAUCGAUGUCCAAAUGUUUAAUCCAAAUAGCGCUUAGAGCUUUCUCUGAAAUUUUGAUGUAUAUCUAAAUCUCACCGUCAUAAUAAAUCUUAUUUUUUUUGCA
Diorhabda sublineata is the source of this 1253-nucleotide messenger RNA. RefSeq lists its product as uncharacterized. The transcript has 7 exons. The coding region runs from base 538 to 1218 and encodes 226 amino acids. The record is from RefSeq and is a predicted model, not a curated record. NCBI's taxonomy places the organism in Eukaryota, Metazoa, Arthropoda, Insecta, Coleoptera, Chrysomelidae.